GGCUCACAUGCUCACCUAACGUGGGUCUCUCUCUCUCUGUUUUUCCCAAGCAUGGUCAUUCUAGCUUCGUUCUCACUCCACCACGCCAAAAAAACAGUGAGCCCUACAGCGCCAUAGGCAGAUUGAUCCUCACCACUAUCUCCCUCACACAUCGCAUAUCCCAAAAUAUACUCCGGGCGAAGGAGAAGAGAGGAUUACCAGGAAUCUUAGGUGCGUGUAUAUAAGGGUGUGCUUCUCUGAACCUUCAAGUGUCCUGAGCCCCUCACAAGCCAUUUGCGUGCUUUCUACAUCUCACACAUUACGCUUUCCCUAAGCUGCGAAGAUCGGAGACUUGAAGCAAUGGCGUCCCACCGGCUGCUCGUGGCGCUGUGCCUCGUGGCGCUGUUCGCCGUAAGGUCGGAGUCCCACGGCCUGGAUGACUUCACCGGCAGGAACACCGAGGCGAACCCGGCGAUGGAGACCUUCUUCGGUGCCAAGCCCGAGGCCGCCGAGCUCCCGGAGGCCCUCGAUGCCACCAUGCCCGCCAAGCCGGAGGCCGCCUCGGCGAUCCCUACCACCACCACCGCCACUUCCGCUUCAGCCCCGCCGCGGAGGUCCGUGUCCCUCGCCGCCGGCGUGGCGUGCGGCGUGGCGGCCGUGGCGGUGGUCGGCAUCGCGGUCGCCGUGGCCUACGUGGUGCGCGCCCGGCGCGGCGCGCGGCGAGACACGGAGGUCCAGCUCGGCUCCCUGUGAGCCCACCUACUGGGGGCCCGCCCGGCCGCAUGAUAGGUCAUCAUUAGCUGCCUAAGAGCGUCAUUAGCGUGCUUAAUUCGUGUCUGAUUGCUUUCAAGUUAGUUUAAUUCAUCUCUUUCCUCUGGCUGUCGGUGAAGAUGAAGCUACGGAUCAGCACGGUGCAUGUAGCAUAAAUAAUGCUGGCGGUAGCGUGAUGUUGUGUGGUGUUUAGACCUCGCCAUUGUUGCGUCAGGAGUUCAGGAUAUUGUUGUUCAAAUGUUGCAUGCAUGUUUAGGAUUAAUCGUGGCUCCGAAUGCUCCA
Phragmites australis (common reed) is the source of this 1032-nucleotide messenger RNA. RefSeq lists its product as uncharacterized. Lineage: Eukaryota; Viridiplantae; Streptophyta; Magnoliopsida; Poales; Poaceae. The record is from RefSeq and is a predicted model, not a curated record. The transcript is spliced from 2 exons. Bases 340 to 732 code for a protein of 130 amino acids.